Molecule: messenger RNA, 814 nt
Organism: Odontomachus brunneus
Lineage: Eukaryota; Metazoa; Arthropoda; Insecta; Hymenoptera; Formicidae
Gene: Pburs
Product: partner of bursicon
Exons: 2
Coding region: 190-603 (137 amino acids)
Biological process (GO): G protein-coupled receptor signaling pathway
Cellular component (GO): bursicon neuropeptide hormone complex; extracellular region
Molecular function (GO): G protein-coupled receptor binding; neuropeptide hormone activity
Source: RefSeq, a predicted model, not a curated record
GUUCGUUACCCCCCGCCUGUUGAAUGCUAUUAAGGCAGCGGGGGAUCAUCGCGAAUCUUGGCUUUUACACGUGAUCGAAAGUGGGAUAUUACCUAUAAAAGCAUUCGUUCGAUUCUCUGCUCUUUCAUUUCACCCGGAAAGCUCUGCGGCGACUCUGCCGGAGAAAAGUAUCGAUAGAACGAUAUUAUAAUGUUGCUAUCCUCCAAAUCUUUGUUGAUCCUCGCGGUUUACGCUACGGUCAACGACGCCGAAGUAAUAGAUGACGAGAGCUGCGAGACCCUGCAGACGGAAGUGCGGAUCACCAAAGACGAAUACGACGAGAUAGGACGUCUGCGAAGAACAUGCAGCGGCGAGAUAUUAGUCACCAAAUGCGAAGGAUUUUGUAAUUCUCAAGUGCAGCCAAGUGUUAUCACUACUACAGGCUUCUCGAAAGAAUGCUAUUGCUGUCGUGAAAGUUACUUAAAAGAAAGACCCGUUAUCUUGAAUCAAUGCUCUGAUGCAGACGGGAUCCGAUUGAUAGACACAAACGACGAGAUCAUGGAGAUCAAGAUACGCGAACCCGCCGAAUGUAAAUGCAUUAAAUGUGGCGACCUUGCGAGAUAAGAACCGAUGUCGAAUUAUAUAAACGAAACAGAGAUGAUUAUAAACUAUUGCGUAACUAUUGUAUAUUGUUAAGAUAAGAUGAAAAGAUAAAGGUGUAUUGUAAUCACGGCAAAAAUAAGUUUCCCCGACUUAUUUGUACUAAUAAUAUACUUGUAAUCCUGACAUACGAAAAUUUGCGUUUCUUCAACGAUAAUAAAUAUAAAAAUACAAA